Molecule: messenger RNA, 1341 nt
Organism: Copidosoma floridanum
Lineage: Eukaryota; Metazoa; Arthropoda; Insecta; Hymenoptera; Encyrtidae
Product: tubulin beta-2B chain
Biological process (GO): microtubule-based process
Cellular component (GO): microtubule
Molecular function (GO): GTP binding; structural constituent of cytoskeleton; GTPase activity
Source: RefSeq, a predicted model, not a curated record
AUGAGGGAGAUCGUGCACCUGCAGGCCGGCCAAUGCGGCAACCAGAUCGGCGCUAAGUUUUGGGAGGUGAUCUCGGACGAGCACGGGAUCGACCCGACGGGAUCGUACCACGGGGACUCGGACCUACAGCUCGAGCGCAUAAACGUGUACUACAACGAGGCGACCGGGGGCAAGUACGUGCCCCGAGCCAUCCUCGUCGACCUCGAGCCUGGUACGAUGGACGCCGUGCGCUCCGGGCCAUUCGGGCAGAUCUUCCGGCCCGACAACUUUGUGUUCGGGCAGAGCGGGGCCGGCAACAAUUGGGCCAAGGGCCACUACACCGAGGGCGCCGAGCUCGUCGACUCGGUCCUCGACGUCGUCCGCAAGGAGGCCGAGAGCUGCGACUGCCUCCAGGGCUUCCAGCUGACCCACUCCCUGGGUGGGGGCACCGGGGCAGGCAUGGGCACCCUCCUCAUAUCGAAGAUCCGCGAGGAGUACCCCGACCGGAUAAUGAUGACCUUCAGCGUGGUGCCGUCGCCAAAGGUGUCCGACACCGUGGUCGAGCCGUACAAUUGCACCCUCUCGGUCCACCAGCUCGUCGAGAACACCGACGAGUCGUACUGCAUCGACAACGAGGCCCUCUACGACAUAUGCUUCCGCACCCUCAAACUGACGACCCCCACCUACGGCGACCUGAACCACCUGGUGUGCGCCACCCUCAGUGGGGUCACGACCUGCUUGAGGUUCCCCGGCCAACUGAACGCCGAUCUGCGCAAGCUCGCCGUCAACAUGGUCCCCUUUCCCCGGCUGCACUUUUUCAUCCCCGGCUUUGCCCCGCUCACCUCGAGGGGUUCGCAGCAGUACCGGUCGCUGACGGUGCCCGAGCUUACCCAGCAAAUGUUCGACGCCAAGAACAUGAUGGCGGCGUGCGACCCACGCAACGGCCGUUACCUCACUGUCGCUGCGGUCUUCCGGGGCCGCAUGUCCAUGAAGGAGGUGGACGAGCAGAUGCUCAACAUCCAGAACAAAAACAGCUCGUACUUUGUCGAGUGGAUACCGAGCAACGUCAAGACGGCCGUGUGCGACAUACCGCCCCGGGGCCUCAAAAUGUCGGCCACCUUCAUCGGCAACUCCACCGCCAUACAGGAGCUCUUCAAGCGCGUCUCCGAGCAGUUCACCGCCAUGUUCCGCAGGAAGGCCUUCCUCCACUGGUACACCGGGGAAGGCAUGGACGAGAUGGAGUUCACGGAGGCCGAGGGCAACAUGAACGACCUGGUGUCGGAGUACGAGCAGUACCAGGAGGCCACGGCGGACGAGGACGGCGACUUUGACGAGGACGAGGGCGAGAACGAGGAAGCUUAG